Synchiropus splendidus (mandarinfish) is the source of this 1373-nucleotide messenger RNA. Its product is annotated as dynein axonemal heavy chain 1-like. Bases 30 to 1373 code for a protein of 447 amino acids. The transcript has 10 exons. NCBI's taxonomy places the organism in Eukaryota, Metazoa, Chordata, Actinopteri, Syngnathiformes, Callionymidae. The record is from RefSeq and is a predicted model, not a curated record.
CUGAAAGCCAUUUUCCCUCUGGCAUUAAAAUGGAGUCGCCAUAUCCAGACAGACAACUUCCGGAGAGGAGGUUCAGAACUGGAGGUCACAGGUCAAAGCUGGUCAUGACAAAACAGCGAGGCGUUUACUCAGAUGACAUUAUAACUAUUUCACGAUUCAAGAUGCUUUCAGAGCAACGGCAAGUCCAGCAGAGGCCACAAAGCGAACCCAGCAUCCAUUACAAAGAGUUUCCAACCCAGGACGCUCCUCCAGUCAAGUUUGAGUUUGACUAUUGCAAGUUGACCAACUUCUUCAGUAGUGAUGGAGACAAACCAAAGUGUCGGGUGCCUUUCGAAACAGGGCUGGGUCAGACACCUCGCAAGCUCGCCAUUGAAAGACUUCGACGAGAGUACAUGAGGAUUGACUUUGAGGAGCUCCUGGGAGAGAAAGGCAUAGACUCCGCUCACAUGAUGUCUGGUUAUAGCGAAGACUGGGAAGCGAGUCCGACUGAGCAGGUCUUGCUAAACCUUCCCAUCGAGAUAUUUGACAACGAGGAUUUUGACUGUCGCACGCCUGAUGACUGGCUGAGCCUCGGUUGCGCCGAUGGAGCUCACGGUCGAAAACCUAUUCCCGCCAAAGCCUUGCUUCCUGGAGAAGAAGGCAUUUAUGCCCACAGCUGGCAGCUGGUUGGAGUUGCUGACUACUGUACAAAGCGUCAUCAGUACAUGGUUCAGAGGGUGCUGGUCAAGAGGAGCCUCGACGAGGCGGAGGUUGAUCCCAGUCUAUAUGAAGAACACAAAAAGAGUAAUACCUGGGGAGUGGACAUCCUGGUAGAAAAACAACAGUACUGGGUUCCCCGUAUCAAAGUGUUCUUCGUUGCCGAGGAUCCGCGUGUCUUUGUGCAGCGACUCCAGUUUGCCCUGCUCCUUAAAAAGUACACCGAGGCCAACAUCCAGUACCAUAAGAGUGUCGACCGCUUGCCCGUCAGCAACGCCACGCCGUCCAUUGAAAAUGAAAGCCUGCGGCGGAUCGCUCGAAUCGCCCUGUCAGCGCCUAACCUCAGACCCCAACUGGUGAAGAAGUUCAUAGGAGAUCUGGAGAAAAGGGUCAAGCAGGAAUAUGACCGCACAAUGAACAUCUUAAUCUAUGAGGAAGAGCUGAAGAGCGCUCUGGAGCAGCUGCCACAGGAAGAGCUUUUGCCCAUCAGGAAAAAAGAAUGUGCCUGCGUUCCUGACUACAAGUUCCUCAGCAUCAAAAGGGCUUUCGCCUCAAAGUACCUGCUGUCCAACACACAAGUGAUCCGCGCUUUAUCGGAGGUGGAAAUAGAGUGCCGAAAGGUUGCAUCCCUGAGACUGUUCAACGUUUUGAGCGAGACACAGAGCCUCAAACAAUGA